GGGGCGGGGAGCUGAGGACGUGUAGCCGCUCUGCCUCUGCAGUCUCUCGGACCACACUGCGGAUCACACGGGGUCAAAAAAAUGGUGAAAAUUACGGCCGUUAAGACCAAAGCCUACACGGACCAGAAGCCCGGGACGAGCGGGCUGAGGAAGAGGGUGACGGUGUUCCAGCAGAACCAGCACUAUGCGGAAAACUUCAUCCAGAGCAUUAUCUCCGUCAUCGAGCCGGCCGAGCGACAGACGGCCACUCUGGUGGUGGGAGGAGACGGCAGGUUCUUCAUGAAGGACGCCAUUCAGCUGAUAGUCCAGAUAGCCGCAGCCAACGGGAUUAAUCACCUUGUAAUUGGUCAGAAUGGCAUAAUGUCCACCCCAGCUGUCUCCUGUGUGAUCCGCAAGAUAAAGGCAGUGGGUGGCAUCAUUCUCACAGCCAGCCACAACCCAGGGGGUCCAAGUGGAGACUUUGGCAUCAAGUACAAUAUUUCCAGUGGAGGACCUGCUCCUGAAGGCAUUACAAAUAAAAUAUUUGAGAUCAGCAAAGGCCUACAGGAGUAUCAUAUCUGCCCUGAGCUGAAAGUGGAUCUGGCUAAGAUUGGGAAGCAGACCUUCGAAGUGGACACUUUUAAGCCCUUCAUAGUUGAGAUUGUUGACUCGGUUGAAGCCUACGCUGAGAUGCUGCGAGGCAUCUUUGAUUUUGCUGCACUGAAAGAUCUUCUUUCUGGCCCCAACCACAUUAACGUGCGCCUGGAUGCUAUGCAUGGAGUGGUUGGCCCUUAUAUUAAGAAGAUAGUUUGUGAAGAGCUGGGUUCUCCUGCCAACUCGGCUGUGAACUGCGUCCCCAAGGAGGACUUCGGCGGUCAUCACCCUGACCCCAACUUGACCUACGCCGCUGACCUGGUUAACACCAUGAAAAGUGGAGAAUAUGACUUUGGAGCCGCCUUUGAUGGUGACGGUGACAGAAACAUGGUGCUGGGAAAACAUGGCUUCUUUGUGAACCCCUCCGAUUCUGUGGCUGUCAUUGGUGCCAACAUUACCUCCAUCCCGUACUUUAAAAAGACUGGUGUCAAAGGCCUGGCCCGCAGCAUGCCCACCAGUGGAGCCUUGGACAAUGUAGCCAAAGCUCUGAAGAUGCAGCUGUUUGAGACUCCAACAGGGUGGAAGUUCUUUGGUAAUCUAAUGGAUGCUGGUAAACUCUCACUGUGUGGAGAGGAGAGCUUUGGCACUGGUUCGGAUCAUAUCCGUGAGAAGGAUGGCCUGUGGGCCGUGCUGGCCUGGUUGUCCAUCUUGGCCACCAGAAAACAAAGCGUGGAAGAGAUCAUGAAGGAUCACUGGCAGAAAUUUGGCAGGAACUUUUUCACAAGGUACGACUAUGAGGAGGUUGAUUCAGAUUCUGCAAACAAAAUGAUGAAGGAUCUGGAGACGCAAAUGUCCGACCCGUCCUUUGUUGGGAAGAAGUUCUCAUCGGGUGACAAGACGUAUGAGGUGGCUGUUGCUGAUAACUUUGCCUACACAGACCCAGUGGACGGAAGUGUGUCCAAAAACCAGGGCCUCCGGAUCAUCUUCUCUGACGGUUCCAGGAUCAUUUUCCGUCUCAGUGGCACAGGCAGCGCCGGGGCAACCGUCAGGCUGUACAUAGACAGCUACGAGAACGAUGCCCAGAAAAUCUUCCAGGAUCCACAGGUGAUGCUGGCCCCUCUGGUGGACAUCGCCCUGAAGGUCUCCCAGCUCCACGAAAGGACCGGACGCACCGGCCCCACUGUUAUCACAUGAUUCAGCAACAUAAAUGCCUCCACCCUUUGUAGGGGGGUUAAGCUGCCCCCAGAAUGCUGUCAUAGCCUUUGUAAAGCUGGAGUUGGAUUAGGAAAAAAAAGGGAAACACAGGAUCAAAAGACAAAUAUCCACAAGUUGCUCUGACUUAUUCACUGCCUUCUUUUUGUACUAAACCAGAUUGAUGUAUCGGGCUGUUUAUAAAGAGGUACUGUUAUCUGUCUUGACACAUUUCACUCAACUGCCUGACAUAGAGAGUUGCAGGAACAGUUUGGGAAAUAGUGCAUUUUUACCACCCUGUUAGCAUAUGUUCUCCUUUGUGAUUUCACAUAAAAACAGUGCUGAACUAGAGCUUGUGUCGUUUCUGGAAACCUUUUUUGUUCCAUGAAAUAUUUAUGUCUGUCAAUCGUCAAGCAUAAAAAGGACAGAGCUGCAUAACUGAGCAUAAAUCGGCUAUUCUGGGCAGCCUUAUCCCCCUUUUCUUCACUUUUCCUCGUGAGGAUGUCGGAUCUUCCUUUUUCUGUGUUUAUCCAUCGCCUUUAAACCUGAGCCACAGUUGUAGUAUUAAGAAUUACUGAACCGACUAUGAAUAAAAGAGCCUUGUGGAAA
Messenger RNA from Cyprinodon variegatus (sheepshead minnow), 2373 nucleotides. It is a transcript of the gene pgm1, whose product is annotated as phosphoglucomutase 1. The transcript is spliced from 11 exons. Bases 82 to 1767 code for a protein of 561 amino acids. Gene Ontology annotation, biological process: carbohydrate metabolic process. NCBI's taxonomy places the organism in Eukaryota, Metazoa, Chordata, Actinopteri, Cyprinodontiformes, Cyprinodontidae. Gene Ontology annotation, molecular function: phosphoglucomutase activity; magnesium ion binding. Gene Ontology annotation, cellular component: cytosol. The record is from RefSeq and is a predicted model, not a curated record.